Molecule: messenger RNA, 915 nt
Organism: Debaryomyces fabryi
Lineage: Eukaryota; Fungi; Ascomycota; Pichiomycetes; Serinales; Debaryomycetaceae
Product: ferritin-like domain-containing protein
Exons: 1
Coding region: 1-915 (304 amino acids)
Source: RefSeq, a predicted model, not a curated record
AUGAAGCUUACAUAUUUAAUGAGCGGAUUAAUGGCCGCUUCCACAAUUGCCGCGCCAGUUGACAUUGCAAAAAGAGAUGAUAUUGAUGCCGAUAUUUUGCAAUAUGCGCUCACCCUUGAACAUCUUGAAAAUGCAUUCUAUAAGAAGGCAUUAUCAACUUGGUCCGUUGACGACUUCACAAAUGCCAAUUUUUCUUCUGAUUUUUAUUCACAAUUAAAAUAUAUUGCUCAUGAUGAAGAAGCACAUGUUCAAUAUCUCGAAGCUGGCCUUAAAGCUGCUGGUGCCACGCCAGUAGAAGCUUGUACGUAUAAAUUUCCUAUGCAAUCUGCUGAGGAUUUUGUUUCUCUUGCUGCAACAAUUGAAGGUGUUGGGGUGUCGGCAUAUUUGGGUGCAUCUCCUAUGGUGAUGUCGAAACAAUAUCUUACAGCUGCUGCUUCAAUUUUGGUUACGGAGGCAUUACACCAAUCAGCUGCUCGUAAUGCAAUAGGAGAAGUUCCCAUGGUCAAUCCUUUGGGUACACCAAUGGGAUUAAAUGCUGUUUAUUCCAUUGCUUCAGAAUUUAUUGCUGAGUGUCCUUCAUCAAACGCCAAAUUACCUGUAACCGCAUACAAAGGGCUUAAUGUAACACAGGGUAUGCCUCUUGCUGCCAAUUCUACUGUGACAUUUGUGGCCGAUGGAGAUGUUCCAUCCAGUUUCUACGUUACGUUUGUUAGCGGGUUAGAUGUCCUUCCAGUAACAGGAGAUAUGGAAAGCGGAAUGAUCAAGGUGAACGUUCCCGAGGAAAUUUCGGGGCAAUCUUAUGCUUUUAUUACUUCCGAUAAUUCCAGUAAUUUGAUUGAUUCUAAUAUCUUAUUCGGACCUGCUAUCCUUGAAGUAACUCCUUUAAGUCCUACUUUUAAUCUCACCAUCAUGUGA